UUUCGUCUCCCCCCAUAUAUAAACCCAAUCCCUUUCUUCUUGCUUUCCAAUUUUUUCCACACCCACAAACACAAAGCACAAAAAUUUGCGAAAUCUAAGUCCGAAUCUGAGUCAAUUUAUCAGGUCUUUGUUUGGUUAUGGCUUUGGGGAAGAAGUGCAGGAGUAGUUUACUGAAACGCAGCGUUUCGUUCGGAGGAGGAGAAGGGUUUGUUCGAGCUUUGGGGAGGAAGAGGAUAGAAAUCCCGGAUGCGGAGGAUUCGUAUUCGGGUUUGAGCCCCAAGACUCCAUUGAAGAAGCAGAGGAGCGAGUGUUUCGCUUUCGAUUUCGAUUUCGAGGGUGAAAGUUCUAAACUUGAAGCUCUGCCUCAGGAGAUUCUGAUUAAGAUUCUGUGUGGAGUUGAGCAUGAGGAUCUUAAACAGCUUUUCCAUGUAUCUAAGGCGAUUAGAGAAGCGACUCUUAUUGCAAAACAGUUCCAUUUUGCUUACAGCACACCUAGAAAGAUUCGAGCUUUUCGAACCAAGAUUGAUUUUUCGGAGUCAAAUGAUGAAUUGGAAGAGAUUGAAGCUCCGAAUGCUCCGAGGCAGCAGAGGCUGCAUAGGGCGCUGCCGAGCCAGAAAAAGCUUGAAGAGAUAUCGGUUAACUUAUUGGAUUCAUUGGAGGAAGGAAUGAGAAGAGGGCUCUUCAUGGAUGAAGAUGAUGAGUGAGCGACCAGGGAUUUUGUACAUAGAAAUGUCCUGCUUUGCCCUGCUUUGCUGCUUGAGUAGUGUGUGUACAUAUGGAGAAAUUGGUACCAAGCAGAUUCUUCAAAUUCUCAAUCAUUGAAGAUCAAAACUUGCUUGUUUAUCUAUUUCUGUACAUGUAUUAGAAAGAAAGAAAGAAAGAAAGAAACUUUACUUGUUGGUUUAUUAAGGGCUCCAAUCUUUGAGCCCUUCCACUGAGAAUAAUAUGAAGGAUGCAGACUUUGGUUGUGUAAUUUAUGAGUUUUAAUUUAUAAAAAUCAUUAAUGUUUCAAUGCAA
Molecule: messenger RNA, 1017 nt
Organism: Rosa rugosa (rugosa rose)
Lineage: Eukaryota; Viridiplantae; Streptophyta; Magnoliopsida; Rosales; Rosaceae
Product: F-box protein SKIP27-like
Exons: 3
Coding region: 138-704 (188 amino acids)
Molecular function (GO): protein binding
Source: RefSeq, a predicted model, not a curated record